Messenger RNA from Amphimedon queenslandica, 997 nucleotides. RefSeq lists its product as uncharacterized. The transcript has 5 exons. The record is from RefSeq and is a predicted model, not a curated record. Bases 19 to 912 code for a protein of 297 amino acids. Lineage: Eukaryota; Metazoa; Porifera; Demospongiae; Haplosclerida; Niphatidae.
UGUGGCUGGCUUUAAAACAUGAUGAACGUUUUGGAGUUUGAGAGGCUGGUAUGGCCUUCAUUAUCUCUUGUUGCAACUUUUGUGUCAGGUCUCCUAUUCAUAAUAGCAAUGGCAACACCAGGAUGGUUCAAAAUUGAUCUCCAGUUGUUUGGUCAAGCUAGAGGCAAUAUAUCACUCGGAUUGAUACAGGGAAGGCAAGUUAUUGAUGGAGAAGAUGGUGCUCUUCUGCAAGACACUCACUUUUACACAUUUGAGAAGUUUGAUGGUGUUAUUGGUCUUGUCUCACUCUACCUGCUUCUCUUGUUCCUUCUCCUCACAAUACCUUUGUCUUUGCUAAACCUCUGCGUUGAAUUCUUGAACACGUAUCAAGUUGUCAAAAAAUGGUGGAAGGGGCCCUCAGCCAUUUAUGUCCUCAGCCUCAUUAUUGUUGUAUUAGCUUCUUUGUCAGCAGCAGUAUCCAGUGAUUUCUAUGUUGUUGAUCUCUCUGAUCCUCAUAACAUACAUCAAAUCAUCAAUAACUCUUUGCCUUCUGCAAAUCUUCAUAAAUAUGAAGGAACUGCUAGCCUCCAAUAUUCUGCAUAUUUAUUUUAUGUUGGUGCUUGUAUCUCUGUACUACCGGUCCUCCUGUCAUGGCGGCUUGCUGUACUUUUACCUGUCUUCUAUGAUGUGAAGGUGUUAGGAAAGAUGGGUAUAGACAUACCAGAGAGAACUGAAUUGGAAGUGUAUGAGGGACAAGAAGUUGCCAGUGAUGAGGAGGAGGAUGAAGAAGGGGAGGAGGAGGAAGAUUCUGAUGAUGAUGAUGAUGAUGAUGAUGAUGACGAUGAAGAGAGUGAAGAGUCUUAUCAUUACCCUUCAAGUUCUCAGCAGCCAAAGAGGCCAGUGGCAGCAGGAUAUUUAACAUACCACCAGUGAUAGUCAUUAUUAUUAUUAUUAUAAAACAACUUUACAUACAUCUUUUUUUACAUCAACGUUUUAAUAUAGUAUGUCAGAGAUCCAA